AUGGCAAGAACACAUGGUACAUCUUUUAGUUCUCGAGGUGAGAGUUCUCGAGGAGAGAGUUCGUCGCAGGAUGAAGCUCGGAGAAGACCUACCGUUUCUGCUCGUAGAAGUCGUGCAGCUCCUAUCCAAGAUGACCCCAUAGCUGAGGAGCGAGCCGUUGAGGAACAAACAUAUGAGACGUAUGAGACUCAUGGUGAGGAGAAUGCAUUUGAGGCCCCUAACGACAAUGAUGAUGAGGAGGAGCAUGCGGAUGUUGAUGACAUACAAGAGGAUGUCGAUGGAUUUCCUGGAGGUCCACGUGAUCAUUCAUUGCUGACGCACUAUGUUCAGCACGUAGCUUAUGCUAUUUCCAAAGGCCGGAGGUGUGAGUCGCAGCAUUGGGACUAUGCUGCUAGAGCAUAUUUGUUGCAUCUAGUAGGAUGCACGAUUUUUGCAAAUAAGAGUGCCAGUUCCAUACGCGUGUCUUACUUAUUGUUAUUUAGAGACGUACACGCGUGUGGCAAAUAUGCUUGGGGUGUUGCUGCACUCGCCUAUUUGUACGAGCAACUCGGGGAUGCGAGUCUUGCCUCCAUGAAGCAUAUGGCUGGGUAUCUGACUCUAUUUCAGAGUUGGAUAUACGAACAUUUCCCUAGCAUGGGGAGGAGGCGAUUGGUGACUUCUUACGAUGAUACCACACCACGAUGA
Messenger RNA from Vigna umbellata (rice bean), 684 nucleotides. NCBI's taxonomy places the organism in Eukaryota, Viridiplantae, Streptophyta, Magnoliopsida, Fabales, Fabaceae. The record is from RefSeq and is a predicted model, not a curated record.